Penicillium lagena is the source of this 1188-nucleotide messenger RNA. Its product is annotated as wax synthase family protein. The record is from RefSeq and is a predicted model, not a curated record. NCBI's taxonomy places the organism in Eukaryota, Fungi, Ascomycota, Eurotiomycetes, Eurotiales, Aspergillaceae. The transcript has 2 exons. The coding region runs from base 1 to 1188 and encodes 395 amino acids.
AUGGGACAUCUUCAAUCCGUCCUAGCCACCGUCAAGGUCAGCAGUCAGUAUAUGCUGAUCCAUCUUAUCCUUGGAUCAAUGACCACUUUCACCUCCGCUACUUCCCCCUUGCGUCUUCCAGCCAUCGCGAUUAUCCUGGGACUCGCCUUGUCCAUUCAAAAUGCCAUCCAACACGCUCCUAAUGUCCCCAUCCCUCUGCGGGGAAUCCUGGCGAUGGGCGCCUGGAUCCAGGUCUUCAAUAGCCAUGAUAUUCUUGUCCAUAGACGCAUCAACUAUACAGAACACAUCGAGUGGAAGAAGGAAAGAGGAUCAAUUGCGAUCGGUGAUGCUAUCUGGUUCGCCUUGUCCAUUCCUAAUAACUUCCGCCGCCUCGAUACCAAAUGGCAAAUUAUCCCGGUAUAUAGCUUUGAUGGCAACCCAGGGAAGAUUCCCACGAGAGGGAAAUUUUUCCGAGAGAGAUUCCGGAGCAUUGUCCUCAUUUGCUGUACGGCGCUCUUCCUCUUUUUGAUCUGCUCCUAUUUGGACUGGAUCCCCAAGCAGAAUGAUAUCUUUUCCCUCUUGGACAAGAGAAGUCUCCUACUCAAUGCAUCCUGGCAGACUUUGCCCACCCAGAUCCAUCUCUUUUUGUUCUUCAUUAUAACUAUCUUCUUGCUGCACAAAGCUAUCUAUGCCCUUCUCUCGGUCGCCGCAGUAUUCCUCCAUCUCUCUUCUCCCGCACACUGGCCUCCAUUUCAAGCAUCGGCCCGAGAAGCAUGGUCGAUUCGGAGGUUCUGGGGUUUCCUCCCUUCCAAUGCGGACUUCAUCAUCUCUGUAUUCCCUCUUCGUCCAAACACGAUAACUUAUCGCUACGUGCGCUACUUCCUUUGCUUUUUCGUUUCCGGAAUGAUCCAUCUCUUACUUGAUAUAGCGAUCGGUAUAUCUCUGGAUGACACAGGCGCCAUGGUAUUCCUUCCUGUUCAGCCAAUUGCAUUUGCGGUAGAGGAUGUGGCCAAAUACCUAUCGAAGAGAUAUGGCGUGCUGCAAAAGGAUACGGCCGCGAAGAGAAUUAUUGGAUAUCUCUGGGUGGUGAUAUUUUCUUUCUGGAGCUGGCGCCCAUGGGCCUACCCGGUGUUGAAGAGGGCGCUGGAAGUUGGGGAGCCGAUAACUUCAACCUACUUCCAAAUGAGGGAGUCUUAUAGCAGCAUGUAA